Messenger RNA from Nelumbo nucifera (sacred lotus), 426 nucleotides. RefSeq names its product secreted RxLR effector protein 161-like. NCBI's taxonomy places the organism in Eukaryota, Viridiplantae, Streptophyta, Magnoliopsida, Proteales, Nelumbonaceae. The record is from RefSeq and is a predicted model, not a curated record.
AUGGAAGGAUGCAAGACGGCCGCUACACCACUCGUUACAAAUGAGAGGUUCAAGAAAGAAGAUGGUCCAAAGAAGGCUGAUGCCUCAAUCUAUAGAAGACUUAUUGGGAGUUUACUCUAUCUCAUAGCUACGCGGCUAGACAUUAUGUAUGCAACAAGUUUACUCUUGAGGUUCAGGCAAAGCCCAAGUCAAGUUCACUAUGGAGCAACAAAAAGGAUACUAAGAUACUUGCAAGGCACAAAAGAAUAUGGCAUUUGGUACAAAUCCACUACUAACUCAAGAUUGAUCGGCUAUACUAACAGUGAUUGGGCAGGAUCAGUGGAUGACAUGAAAAACCUCAGGCUAUGCCUUCUCACAAGGAUUUGGAAUAUUCUCUUGGGCAUCAAAGAAGUAAGCCACAGUAGCACAAUCAUCAACAGAAGUUGA